This is a messenger RNA of Ahaetulla prasina, 1423 nucleotides long. It is a transcript of the gene C5AR1, whose product is annotated as complement C5a receptor 1. The record is from RefSeq and is a predicted model, not a curated record. Gene Ontology annotation, biological process: phospholipase C-activating G protein-coupled receptor signaling pathway; inflammatory response; chemotaxis. The transcript has 2 exons. Gene Ontology annotation, cellular component: plasma membrane. Bases 69 to 1139 code for a protein of 356 amino acids. Lineage: Eukaryota; Metazoa; Chordata; Lepidosauria; Squamata; Colubridae. Gene Ontology annotation, molecular function: complement component C5a receptor activity; G protein-coupled receptor activity.
UUGCCAUCUUGAGCAGAGGCAUCACAGCAACGUCUCCAUCGUCUCCAUCAACUCCCCACCACUUGGAAAUGGAUUAUCCUAUGGAAGGUCUUCCUAACAUUUCUGACUACGAUUAUUCAAACUUCACAGAAAUACCUCUCAGUGUAGAGAAGAGCAGCCUGAGUCCCAUCGUCUUGGUGGCCACUGUUCUCUAUGCCCUGGUGUUUCUAGUGGGCACACUGGGCAAUGGGGCUGUCAUCUGGGUGGUGGGAUUCCAGAUGCGGCGUACAGUGAGCUCAGUCUGGUUCCUUAACCUCUCGGUAGCAGACCUUCUCUGCUGCCUAUCUCUGCCUGUUCUGGCUGUGUCCCUCGGCUCCGAGAAUCGUUGGGUGCUGGGAGAUUUUGCCUGCAAGCUCUUGCCCUCUAUCAUCAUCCUCAACAUGUUUGCCAGCAUUCUGCUCCUGGCCCUGAUAAGCAUGGAUCGGUGCGCCCUUGUGGUGAAGCCCGUCUGGUGCCAGAAUCACCGUUCGACCCACUUAGCCUGGAAACUGUGUGGCGCGGCCUGGGUUUUUGCCACCUUCCUCACUCUGCCCUCCUUUGUGACCAGAAGAACACAAUACUACGAGCUUCAUCACCUGACGGUCUGUGUGGUCGACUAUGGCCUUUUUGGUGCAAAUCACCAAAUUGCUGAGGCCUCUGUGGCGGUCACGCGCUUCCUCACUGGCUUCCUGGUCCCUUCGGUAGCCCUCAGCCUCUUCUACGGGCUUCUGGUUCUGCGUGUGCGCAGCAGUCACUUUACACGCUCCAAGAGGACCCUGAAAAUGGUCCUGGUGGUCGUGGUAGGCUUUUUUGCCUGCUGGGCUCCUUAUCAUGCGAUUGGCCUGAUUCUGGCCAGUAAGACUCAGAGGAGCCCCCUCUUCCGUUCCCUGAACCGGCUGGACCCUCUGACUGUGGCUCUCGCCAGCACCAACAGCUGCAUCAACCCCAUCAUCUAUGUCAUUGCAGGCCAAGACUUCAAGGCUAAAAUCUGGCGCUCACUGAGUGCUGUGUUGCGCAACGUCCUGAAUGAGGAACCUUCAACAACCGUCUCCCAGGCCAGAGGCGCGGCUCAGGGCCCCUGCACCACCACGGAGGAUCACAGCACUAACACAACCGUGUAAGGCCGCUUCCUGAGCAAAGCCGCUGUGCUCUAGCUGUGCAGCUGCUCCCCUCUGGCUGAAAACAAAUUUACAGCAGCUCUCUCUGGCCAUUCUGUAUUAGUUUUGCUAUGCAGUGGGACCAACUGCCUAAGAUCCAGUAACUGUAGCUGACUCUCCAGACCACUUCCCCCUUAUUCAGUGAUAAAAGUAAAUAAGUGGACAGAAAUCUACCUAAACUUUCAUGUAUUGCUUCAGUAUGUCUGUCUGUGUGUGUGUAUCUGUGUACAAAUAUAAAAGUUAGGAAA